Molecule: messenger RNA, 1146 nt
Organism: Cuscuta europaea
Lineage: Eukaryota; Viridiplantae; Streptophyta; Magnoliopsida; Solanales; Convolvulaceae
Source: the annotation of a GenBank genome assembly
UUGUGAGUAAAUUGGAACCCUGUAGAUAAAUGGAUCUUCUAGCUCCUUGCAACGCUUGCUACCCGCUUCACCGGCGAGCUACAUUUCACGCGCCGCUAAACUUCACUCUAAACUCCACUAAAUGCAGCCGCAAAACGACUUUUGAGCUGCAAGCACCGGACGCCGUCGCUGCUCAAAACGGUACCAGCAAUUCAAUUCCGAACAUUCCAACCCACAAAGUCACCGUUCACGAUCGCCAAAGCGGCGCUGUUCAUGAGUUUUUCGUCCCCGAGGAUCAAUACAUAUUGCACGCGGCCGAGGCUCAGAACAUAAGGCUACCCUUUGCUUGCAGGCAUGGCUGUUGUACUAGCUGUGCUGUUCGUGUAAAAUCAGGGAAAAUAAGACAGCCAGAAGCUUUGGGGAUUUCAAAUGAACUGAAAAAAAAGGAUGUUGUACUAGCUGUGCUGUUCGUGUAAAAUCAGGGAAAAUAAGACAGCCAGAAGCUUUGGGGAUUUCAAAUGAACUGAAAAAAAGGGAUAUGCACUCCUAUGCGUGGGUUUUCCGUCAACUGACCUUGAAGUUGAAACACAGGACGAAGAUGAGGUGUAUUUGCUCCAAUUCGGAAGAUAUUUUGCCCGAGGACCUAUUGUAAGGGAUGAUUACGCUUUGGAGUUAGCAAUGGGAGAUGAGUAAACUCCGGGUACUUGAUUUCAGGAGAUGACACGGAGUCCAAGAAAUGCAUGUACUUUUCAUUUUUGUAGGUAUACAUUUUAACCCGCAUCUACACAUUCUCUUUUGAUGGUUUGUUGAUCUAUGUGGUAUUGUGGUGCUACUGGCUGGCAAAGAACCAUGAGGAUGUAAACCAGCAUAUGUGAUGAAUCAUAAUUGACCGGUUCAACCAAGCAGAUAAAUAGGCAGAAGCUGAAAUUUGUCCUCGCCAUUUAUUGAAUGGCGCAAAGGAAGCUUUGGAUGAAGGGGCUUGCCAGCUCUUCAAGCUCUAGUCCACAUAGUGGGAUUGGAGUUUAUAUUUUUAAAAAGGGGGCAUGUAUUUCCAAUCAAGUAGUCCUUGUGAUAUAAAUUCCUUUAUUUGUAUUUACUAGUAUAUUUUAAUCAAUUAAAAUAAAAUACACACUCAGUAUCAUAAUAAUAUGGCAGUACAUUGACAUU